CCCUCUCCCGUGAGUCUGCGCGGGAAGUGGAAGCCGGCGCUGAGGCGAGGCUGCCCGCCGGGAGCGACCCUCCCUCUCCCGUGAGUCUGCGCGGGAAGUGGAAGCCGGCGCUGAGGCGAGGCUGCCCGCGGGGAGCGGGGGAGCUGUCGGCCGUGCUCGCAUCUCCGCGCUGCUGGAUUCGUGGCCGGCCGGCCGGCACCCACUCCGCUGCAGCCAUGCCCAUGAAGGGCCGCUUCCCGAUCCGCCGCACCCUGCAGUACCUCAGUCAGGGGGACGUGGUGUUCAAGGACUCGGUGAAGGUUAUGACGGUGAACUACAACACGCACGGGGAGCUGGGCGAAGGCGCCAGGAAAUUCGUGUUUUUCAACGUACCUCAGAUCCAGUACAAGAACCCCUGGGUGCAGGUGAUGCUGUUUAAGAACAUGACACCGACCCCUUUCCUGCGGUUCUAUCUGGAUUCCGGGGAGCAAGUGCUGGUGGACGUGGAGACCAAGAGCAACAAGGAGAUCAUGGAGCACGUCAAGAAGAUCCUGGGGAAGAACGAGGAGACCCUCCGGAGGGAGCAGCAGGAGCGCGAGCAGCUCUCCCACCCGGCGCACUUCGGACCCCGGAAGUACUGCCUGCGGGAGUGCAUCUGCGAGGUGGAGGGCCAGGUGCCCUGCCCGGCCGUGGCGCCGCUGCCCCGGGAGCUGACCGGCAAGUUCCAGGCCGCCCUGAGAGCCGGCGCCCAGGACUGAGGCCCCGAGAGCCCCGCUUCUGUGCCCCGAGACUGACCACCGCUUUGCAAUGAAGAGCCCGCUUUACACACGUGUGGGAAGCACACUGCGCGGGGUCGGGCUGCAGCCGAGCUGCUCAGUGGACACCCUGCGCCGUCACGGCCGCGAGACCGCGUCACCGAGCAGCGCGGCGGGACCCCGGCCGCUGGGCCUUCGGCGGGGCCUCCUCAGACCCGUUUCACUGACGCCCCCGAGCUCCAGGCCGCGGCUGUGCGAGACCCGCAGGCCCCCGCGGAGCAGAGCCUCCUGCGCGCUCGGCGCUCUGGGAGGGGAGCGACGCCACCGGCUCUGUCCGAGUCCUCGCCUCACUGGACGCCGAGGCCGCCUGUGCUCUGGUCCUGUUGGUUUCAGGCCUCAGGAGACAGGGCCUGGGCUGACCCCGAGCGCGCCGCGAGAUGUUGUGUAUAAACGUUGCAAAUUUAUCUCAGGAUAAUAGAAGUUUGGCGCGCUUCA
Molecule: messenger RNA, 1229 nt
Organism: Dama dama (fallow deer)
Lineage: Eukaryota; Metazoa; Chordata; Mammalia; Artiodactyla; Cervidae
Gene: MRPS25
Product: mitochondrial ribosomal protein S25
Exons: 4
Coding region: 216-737 (173 amino acids)
Cellular component (GO): mitochondrion
Molecular function (GO): structural constituent of ribosome
Source: RefSeq, a predicted model, not a curated record